This is a messenger RNA of Brassica oleracea var. oleracea, 592 nucleotides long. Its product is annotated as 60S ribosomal protein L31-3-like. Gene Ontology annotation, biological process: cytoplasmic translation. NCBI's taxonomy places the organism in Eukaryota, Viridiplantae, Streptophyta, Magnoliopsida, Brassicales, Brassicaceae. The record is from RefSeq and is a predicted model, not a curated record. Gene Ontology annotation, molecular function: structural constituent of ribosome. The transcript has 3 exons. The coding region runs from base 118 to 477 and encodes 119 amino acids. Gene Ontology annotation, cellular component: ribosome; cytosolic large ribosomal subunit.
GUUCAGUGUAGCAUAUAUAAAGCUUACUUCUACCCCUUCGGCGCCUUUCUGUCUGUCGACGUUCUUCGAGCCGCAAAGGUAAGAGUUUGAAGAAGUACAAACACAGACAAAGAAAAAAUGUCUGAGAAAAAGGGAAGGAAAGAGGAAGUGGUGACCAGAGAGUACACCAUCAACCUCCACAGACGCCUCCACAGCUGCACCUUUAAGAAGAAGGCACCAAAGGCCAUCAAGGAGAUCAGGAAGUUUGCAGAGAAAGCCAUGGGGACCAAAGACGUUAGAGUAGACGUGAAGUUGAACAAGCAGAUAUGGAGCAGAGGAAUCAGAGGUCCCCCGAGGAGGAUUAGAGUUCGUGUUGCCCGUAAGAGAAAUGACGAUGAAGACGCAAAGGAAGAGUUUUUCUCACUCGUCACCGUUGCUGAAAUCUCUGCUGAAGGGCUUAGUGGACUCGGCACUAAGGUCAUCGAUGAGGAGGACUGAGAGGAGAGGACAAGUCUGUCACUUGGACAAGUUUUGCUGUUUUUCUUUUAAUUUCUUGUUGGUUUUCUUUCAACAAGUCACAGAUGCAGUUUAUUGGAAAGACUCAUUUUCUAGA